This is a messenger RNA of Drosophila montana, 840 nucleotides long. RefSeq names its product Phosphatidylinositol glycan anchor biosynthesis class H (gene PIG-H). The coding region runs from base 91 to 750 and encodes 219 amino acids. Lineage: Eukaryota; Metazoa; Arthropoda; Insecta; Diptera; Drosophilidae. Gene Ontology annotation, biological process: GPI anchor biosynthetic process. Gene Ontology annotation, cellular component: glycosylphosphatidylinositol-N-acetylglucosaminyltransferase (GPI-GnT) complex. The transcript is spliced from 3 exons. The record is from RefSeq and is a predicted model, not a curated record.
CUGUCAAACAGUGCUCAAUAAUAACUGCCGUUAGUGUUGUAGGCUGCCGUUUGCCGAUUUUAUUUAUUUAUUUGUUUGAGCAAAUCUAUAAUGGAACCGAGUCGGCACCGGUACUUUAGCAAGACUGCCAUAUAUAAAGGCAGCGUGGUGGAGGAUUUAGAGUUAACCGUCCAGAAAUAUGGCGAAGACGUUGUUCGCAUACAGUUAUUAAACCGUUUGCAUGGCGAACAAUGUAGAGCGCAACUGAAACGUUUCUUUGGGCUAUUGGGCUUGGCGACUAUUUAUUUUGGCAUUGCUCUGGCACUAGGCGAAGGCCCUACUAGGAUGGCUCAAGCUCAUAUACUAUAUCCGGGCCUGCUAUGGCUUGCUCUGUCUGCUUCGAUAUUCCGCACCACGCUCCAACUAGUGCACUCAGAGAAACUCUUCUAUAGCUGGGACAUGGCUCUGCAGACGGAAACGGUGCGCACCUUUGGACGCCAAUCGGUGCUCUGCGUACAACGCGGUCAUCUCCACGACAUGGUUCUCAAUGAGGUCAUAGAGAAUCUAGAUGUAAAGUACAUGCUAAUACUGCGCACAAAGGGCAGCAUGUUCAAAGAGCGGCCCAUUAUACCGCUAUUCAAUAAUUUGUCACCUUCCUUUGAGUGCCUGCAGCAUAUUCAGCGCAUUUUACAUGGCUACUGGCUUAAUAAUAGCAGGGAUAGAUCGGAUCACGCUUGCAGCAGUGAUAUGCCAUCAACGGUUGCAUCGUAGUAUUCCAUUAAUUUGUCCAGCUAUAGUUAAGACAAUUUAAAUUAUUCUUCAAUUUCAACCAAAGAACUAAUAUAUGUACGCUUACCUGUA